AUGAUCAGACUCAACUUGAUGGCAGCAGUGCACGGCUGGGCAGAUACCCGGGCCAUCGGUGCGGUGGAAUGUCUCGCCAACUCGCAGCCCUGGCAGGCAGGUCUCUUCUUCCUCACUCGUCUCUUCUGCGGAGCAACCCUCAUCAGUGACCGCUGGCUGGUUACAGCUGCCCAUUGCCGCAAGCCGUACCUGUGGGUUCGCCUCGGGGAGCACAACCUCUGGCGAUGGGAGGGUGCAGAGCAGCUGUUCCGGGUUACAGACUUCUUCCCCCACCCUGGGUUCAAUGACGACCUCAGAGCUCAAGACCACAAUGAUGACAUCAUGCUGAUUCGCCUGCCCAGGAGAGCCCGCCUGAAUUCUGCUGUGAAGCCGCUCAACUUCAGUGACAACUGUGUCUCUGCAGGGACUCAGUGCCUCAUCUCAGGCUGGGGAGCUGUGUCCACACCCGUAGUGGAGUACCCAGUAACCCUGCAAUGUGCCAACGUGAGCGUUGUGGAGCACAGACUCUGCCAUAAGGCAUACCCAGGCCACAUCUCUAAUAAAAUGCUGUGUGCAGGCCUGUGGGAAGGAGGCCGAGGUUCCUGCCAGGGUGACUCUGGGGGCCCCCUGGUUUGUAACGGGAUACUGGCCGGAGUGGUGUCUGGGGGCUCAGAUCCCUGCUCUACACCCCGACGCCCCGCUGUCUAUACCAGCGUAUGUCACUAUGUGAACUGGAUCCGAAAGACCAUGGAGGAAAAUUGA
Chrysochloris asiatica (Cape golden mole) is the source of this 741-nucleotide messenger RNA. RefSeq names its product kallikrein-related peptidase 9 (gene KLK9). The transcript is spliced from 5 exons. Gene Ontology annotation, molecular function: serine-type endopeptidase activity. Gene Ontology annotation, biological process: proteolysis. NCBI's taxonomy places the organism in Eukaryota, Metazoa, Chordata, Mammalia, Afrosoricida, Chrysochloridae. The record is from RefSeq and is a predicted model, not a curated record. The coding region runs from base 1 to 741 and encodes 246 amino acids.